UUCGGCCGCCAACAGAUGGGGAGAGGAGAGGAGCCUAGACCCGCGUGGUCCCUCCCAACCACCCUCCCUGCGGGACUAGCAGCCCUGGCAGCGCGCAGGCAGGCAAACCCGGCCCGCGCAGCCCCGCUCGCACAGCUCCGGCCGCCCGUCUGCCGAGCGGACGCAGCCACCCGCCCGCAACCACGGACCUGGGACCUGAGACCUCGAACCCCGGACGCGCGCGGCAGCCACUCGGGACGCUUGCAUUGCUGGAGCGCGGCGACCGGCCUUGAGCGCGGAGGGGCGAGCCCGCCGCCCGAGCGCCCCGGCCCGAAGCGGCGCAGGAGCGGCGGCGCCCGAGCACCCGACGGCGGGGUCCGCGUCCCGGCCGCCGCCGGCCAGCACCGAGCCGCCAAGGGGGCGCCCCCGCCGCCCGGCACGCCGCCUCCCUCCCCGAUGUCCUCGGCCAUCGAGAGGAAGAGCCUGGACCCUUCGGAGGAGCCCGUGGAUGAGGUGCUGCAGAUCCCCCCGUCCCUGCUGACAUGUGGAGGCUGCCAGCAGAACAUCGGGGACCGCUACUUCCUGAAGGCCAUCGACCAGUACUGGCAUGAGGACUGCCUCAGCUGUGACCUCUGCGGCUGCCGGCUGGGCGAGGUGGGCCGGCGCCUCUACUACAAGCUGGGCCGCAAGCUCUGCCGGAGGGACUAUCUCAGGCUUUUUGGCCAAGACGGUCUCUGUGCCUCCUGUGACAAGCGGAUCCGUGCCUACGAGAUGACGAUGCGGGUGAAGGACAAGGUGUACCACCUGGAGUGUUUCAAAUGCGCCGCCUGCCAGAAGCACUUCUGCGUGGGCGACAGAUACCUGCUCAUCAACUCCGACAUAGUGUGCGAACAGGACAUCUACGAGUGGACUAAGAUCAACGGCAUGAUCUAGGCAUGCCGGGGGAGGGGGGGGCGUUCCGCUGACGUCACCGUCUCCAGGGGGGUCCUCACUCUGAGGCACUUUGGGGAUUCCAGGGCGGGAUGAGGCAUUUCGUAGGGGGCGGUAGACCCUAAUUGGGCACAAGACACAGCAUCUAAGUGACAUAAUGCAAAAAAAAAAGAUACCUAAAUGCGACACAACGACCAGCCGUUAGGGAGAACGUAUGGCUGGUAGCCACAGCCUAACCCAUGAUCACUGACAUGAUUCGUGAAGGAAAGGAGUGUUCGGGGAGGGGGCAGCACGUGGGCCAUCAUGGCGGAACUUUACACCUACAGGUAGGGAGUUGUGGGAAGACAUGCUAUGGCUUUGACCCUUGGCAACUAGAGGCGUGCAAUUGGUUUCUUUACUUCCUGGCUUUCCUGUCAACCCUGUUCCAAUCACUGUCCUCCUCUCAUGAGAACGAAGCAGCAUGGAGACACAUUUCAGUUGAAAAUGGGAACUGCAGCGCUCAGCCACCCAAUUAUUUAAAGCCACACUGACGCACCCCUGUGUUUAGAUCCCUUAGUUUCGAGGUGAGGAGUUCCACAGAUGGUUUCUAUACAAAUGUAAAUCUAAAAAAAAAAAAAAAAAAAAAGGUGGUUCAACUAUUUUGUUAUGUUAGAUUAUAUCCAAGUAUGUGUUGUGUGUCGUUA
Pipistrellus kuhlii (Kuhl's pipistrelle) is the source of this 1592-nucleotide messenger RNA. RefSeq names its product LIM domain only 2 (gene LMO2). Gene Ontology annotation, molecular function: DNA-binding transcription factor binding; transcription coactivator activity. Gene Ontology annotation, biological process: positive regulation of transcription by RNA polymerase II. The record is from RefSeq and is a predicted model, not a curated record. The coding region runs from base 16 to 912 and encodes 298 amino acids. NCBI's taxonomy places the organism in Eukaryota, Metazoa, Chordata, Mammalia, Chiroptera, Vespertilionidae. The transcript has 4 exons. Gene Ontology annotation, cellular component: nucleus.